Morone saxatilis (striped sea-bass) is the source of this 1743-nucleotide messenger RNA. Its product is annotated as MAGUK p55 subfamily member 7-like. The transcript has 17 exons. Gene Ontology annotation, molecular function: protein binding. Gene Ontology annotation, cellular component: plasma membrane; cell-cell junction. The coding region runs from base 1 to 1701 and encodes 566 amino acids. Gene Ontology annotation, biological process: protein localization to adherens junction. The record is from RefSeq and is a predicted model, not a curated record. Lineage: Eukaryota; Metazoa; Chordata; Actinopteri; Moronidae.
AUGUGUAUAACGCUCAUCCACGAGCGACUGAAGCGUUUUGAGAAGCGAAGCCCCAUCCCCGUCCAAGAGCACGCAGCAAGUCUGGCCUCAGACUUGGCAGAGGAGCUGAUAUACCAAGGCUGGAGCGAUGAAGUCAAAGAACUUGUUGCCCUCUUUUCCAAACCCCACUUUAAGAGUCUCCUGUCGGUUCAUGAUGCUGUAGCUCAGAGAGACUUUGAGCCUACUCUGCCACCAAUACCUGAUGACGUACUGGAGGAGGAUGAGGACUCAGUCAAAAUUGUCAGUCUGGUCAAAACCAAAGAGCCCCUGGGGGCAACAAUUAAGAAGGAUAAAUCCACUGGGGCGAUUGUUGUGGCGAGGAUCAUGAGAGGAGGAGCAGCUGAUAAAAGCGGCCUGAUCCAUGAAGGAGAUGAGCUGAAAGAGGUGAAUGGAGUCCCACUGGAGCACAGGAAACCGAAGGAAGUCCUUUCUCUUCUGGCUCGUUCUCAGGGUGAAGUUCGAUUCAAAAUCAUUCCUGCCUCCUCUAAGGAAGAAAUGUCAUCAAAUAAGAAGAAGCUGUUUUUGCGGGUUCUUUUUGACUAUGAUCCUGACGAGGAUCCCGCUGUUCCGUGCAAGGAUGCAGCUGUAGCCUUUAAAAGGGGCGACGUCCUCCAGAUUGUCAGCAUGGAGGAUGACACAUGGUGGCAGGCCUGUCACCUCGGGGACAGCAGCACUCGGGCAGGGCUCAUCCCCUCGCAGCAGCUCCAUGAGAGGAGAGUUGCGCUACAGCGACCAAAAGCGCUGUUCAAGCCUCGACGAGUCAAACCUCCAGAUGAGGCGGAAGUCGUGGAGGAUGUAGACUACGGAGCUAUAACAGGGAUCCACAUUGCUGGUUUAAGAAGGAGUUUUCGACUUGGGAGAAAGAGCAGUUGGGCCAGAGAAGUGGCUCGCUCCAGGAGGUGGAGCACAGGGGUACACGGCUCCGUUCGACCCCCUACCUACAUAGAGGUGAUCCCCUAUUACAAAGACCCCAAGGACAGACACCGUCUGGUCGUUCUGGUUGGGCCCAACGGCGUCGGCGUUAAUGAACUGAAGAGGAGGCUCUUGAUAUCCGACCCUGACCACUAUGGCGUCACUGUACCGCACACCACACGUGAGAAGAGAAGGCAGGAGAAUGAAGGGGUGGAUUAUCACUUUGUAUCAAUUCACAUGUUUGAAGAGGACAUUCUCAAUCAUAGGUUUAUUGAAUAUGGGAAAUACAAUGGACAUUACUAUGGAACAAGUCUAGACUCUGUGCACAGAGUGAUGGCUGAGGGCAAGGUGUGCCUCCUGGAUGUGCACCCUAGUAAAAUUAAGCAUGUGUACACAUCUGAAUUCAAACCAUACGUGGUGUUCGUGAAGCCCCCACGUAUAGAGGAGCUACGCCUCACCAGACGGAGAACUAAAUUCCUCUGCGGCGAAGAAGACAAGAACUCAGUCAGGAUCUUUUCAGAGGAGGAUUUUGAGGACAUGAUUGACUUGGCUGAGACCAUGGAGAGGCAGUGCGGUCACUUGUUUGACAAGGUGAUUGUUAAUGGCGAUAUUGCGGUGGCGUUCAGAGAGCUGAAGGCAGACCUCAAGAAGGUAGAAGAGGCAGAAGUCCAGUGGAUUCCUGCAGAGUGGAUUUGCUCCUCACCAACAAAAGCACGGAGAAGUUGUGGUCACUUAGACAGCUGGAUUUGAACAUUGAACUCACAAAGAAAGAAAAAAGAAAAGAAGGACAAA